CUGUGGCCGCCCCUGAAAGCUGAAUCUCCGCUGGGGGUGAAGCCAGCGGCUAAAUCUGUGUCCUCAGCCCCAUACAACCACCUGCAGUGCCAGCCGGGGCUUGGUGACAGCCUCUCUGAGCCGGGCCGAGGACGUCCCCAUGUCCCACCGUAAGUUCUCUGCUCCCAGGCAUGGCCACCUGGGCUUCCUCCCCCACAAGAGGAGCCGUCGCCACCGAGGGAAAGUGAAGACAUGGCCUAAGGAUGAUCCCAGCAAACCAGUCCACCUGACAGCUUUCAUGGGCUACAAAGCUGGCAUGACCCACACUGUGAGGGAGGUGCACAGGCCAGGGCUCAAGAUCUCUAAGAGGGAGGAGGUGGAGGCUGUGACCAUCAUCGAGACCCCCCCGAUGGUGGUGGUGGGGGUUGUGGGGUACAUUGACACCCCCAAGGGGCUGAGGAACUUCAAGACUGUUUUUGCUGAGCACAUCAGUGACGAGUGCCGGCGGCGCUUCUACAAGAACUGGCACAAGAGCAAGAAGAAGGCGUUCACCAAGUACUGCAAAAAAUGGCAGGAUGAGGAUGGCAAAAAGCAGCUGGAGAAGGAUUUUGCAGCCAUGAAAAAGUACUGCAAGGUCAUUCGUGUCAUUGCACACACACAGAUGAAGCUGCUCCCACUGCGUCAGAAGAAGGCCCACGUGAUGGAGAUCCAGCUGAAUGGGGGCACAGUGGCUGAGAAGGUGGAUUGGGUCCGGGAGAGGCUGGAGAAGCAGGUGUCUGUGCACAGUGUCUUCAGCCCCAAUGAGAUGAUUGAUGUCAUUGGUGUGACCAAGGGCCAUGGGAUGAAAGGGGUGACCAGCCGGUGGCACACCAAGAAGCUCCCCAGGAAGACACACAAGGGCCUGCGCAAAGUCGCCUGCAUCGGGGCCUGGCACCCGUCCCGAGUUGGCUACUCCAUUGCUCGGGCUGGCCAGAAGGGCUACCACCACCGCACAGAGCUCAACAAGAAGAUUUACCGCAUUGGCCGUGGGAUCCACGUGGAGGAUGGCAAGGUGGUGAAGAACAACGCCUCGACCCACUACGAUGUCACUGAGAAGACCAUUACACCUCUGGGUGGCUUUCCUCACUAUGGAGAGGUCAACAAUGACUUCCUCAUGCUGAAGGGCUGUGUGGUGGGCACCAAGAAGAGGGUACUCACCCUCCGUAAGUCCCUUCUGGUGCACACGAGUCGCCGGUCCCAGGAAGUGAUUGAGCUCAAAUUCAUUGACACCACUUCCAAGUUUGGCCAUGGACGCUUCCAGACAGCUCAGGAGAAGAGAGCAUUCAUGGGUCCUCAGAAGAAACACUUGGUGAAAGAGAAGCCAGGAGUGCAGGAGGAGCUGUAAGGACUGAGAUGCCAGGCUGCCUAACUCAAUAACCUUCAAUAAAAGGUUUCUGCAGCCUGUCUCCCUUC
Molecule: messenger RNA, 1431 nt
Organism: Calypte anna (Anna's hummingbird)
Lineage: Eukaryota; Metazoa; Chordata; Aves; Apodiformes; Trochilidae
Gene: RPL3L
Product: ribosomal protein L3 like
Exons: 10
Coding region: 140-1363 (407 amino acids)
Biological process (GO): translation; ribosomal large subunit assembly
Cellular component (GO): ribosome; cytosolic large ribosomal subunit
Molecular function (GO): structural constituent of ribosome; RNA binding
Source: RefSeq, a predicted model, not a curated record